This is a messenger RNA of Closterium sp. NIES-65, 1833 nucleotides long. The record is from the annotation of a GenBank genome assembly. Lineage: Eukaryota; Viridiplantae; Streptophyta; Zygnematophyceae; Desmidiales; Closteriaceae.
AUGUCGUCGGCGGUGACGCACAUCUACCUGCACGUCAUCCAGGACGUCAUUAAGAACGUUCGACCCGACUUCCAGAGCGACGGCGUCGACGAGAGCGUCCUCCAAGAGCUGCAGCAGGUGCGUCCGUCUCCCCUGCGGCAGGUCCGUCUCUCGCAGCAGGUCCAUCCGUCUCCCCCGCUCGCAGCAGGUCCGUCCGUCUCCCCCGCUCGCAGCAGGUCCGUCCGUCUCCCCCGCUCGCAGCAGGCCCGUCCGUCUCCCCCGCUCGCAGCAGGUCCGUCGCUCGAAGCAGGGCCGUCGCUCGAAGCAGGUCCAUCGCUGCUGUUCCCGUCGCUCACUGCGCGCCCCUUCAGUGCGCUAUGGGAGGCGAAGGUGAUGCAGUCGGGUGCGGUCAUCCCUGUUGGCGGGUAUGUGCUUCCGCCGCCUGCGCCGCCGGCCGCUGAGGUGGAUGUAGGCGCGGGGGAGGCGGAGGAGGGGCCGCUAGGGGGGGCGGAGGCGGAAGCAGCGGCGGAGGAGGCCGGAGGGGAGGAGGGUGGCGAGGGCGCGGGACACGGAGGGGGAUUCGCGGGACAUGAUUUGAACAUGCCUUAUAGCGGGGAUGGUGGAGAGGCGGAGGACGAGCAGGCCCUGUCGCUGGGAGCAUCCCACGCAUCGUAUUCAAGCGGGCAUGUCACAUCCAGUCUAGAUGGCCGCCCACUGCCCUUCAUGCCGCGCCAGGAGGCGUGGGAGCAGAAGCCCUUCAUGGUCGACAUGAACGCCGUGCCAGAGGAGGACACGUACGCUGAUGCUGCUGCCUCGGACGAGGCCACUCUGGGUCUGCUGCCGGCAGAGCUGAAGCGCAAGCGAGCAGAGGAGGGGCCGGGCGGGUACGGGGAGGACGCGGGGAUGGAUGCAGCCGAGGGUGACACGAGCAGACCCCGCCUCACCCCCGAGUACGCCUUCCCUCAGGCUGACGGAGCCAGUGACAGCAUGCCACGUGGUGCCUCACGAUGGGCCCACGACAUGCUGAGUCAGCUAGAGCACAAGCAUGGGGGGGGUGGAGGAGGAAGACAGGGAGAGGAGGCGAGUGGGGAGAGGAGCAGAUUGGAUGGGGAAGUGGAGGGAGGGUCGGGUGGUGCAGGCGCAGCAGAAGGGCGGGAUGGGUCGGGAAGGCGGGUGCAACAAGCGGCAGGGGGAGCCGAGGGGCGGGAAGCACGUGGUAGACGGGGGGUUGGCAGGAGCGGCAGGGGCGGCAGGGGGGGGAGGCAGUGGGUGGUGGAGAGGCGGUGCAUGCGGCAGGUGGAUGGGCAUGGCGACGAGGAGGAUGGUGAUGAAGCCGACGAGGUGAGUGAGAGCCUCUCUCUCUCCCUUUCCUGCCAUGACAGUCGGACUGCUAGCAGUGAGGUGCUGCAUUUCUGCGUUUUUUCAGCCAUGCCCCAACUCUCCUCGCCCCCAUGUUCCGCCAUGUGGUUGCUGUUGCAGGGAGAGGAGGAGGAAGAGGAGGAGGGGGGGGCGGCAGGGGAGGCAGAGGAGGAGGAAGAAGAGGAGGACUACAACGACCCGGCAGCCCGCACUGACACCGGUUCGGCAGCCAAGGAGGAGGAAGAGGAGGAGGAGCUGGGGCCAGCAGACGAUGACGAGUCGCUGGGGGCGGAGGAUGAUGAUGAUGAUGACGACGAUGGGCGGGGGGUCAUAGGGGCGGAUGAGGAGGGGCAGGAUGGCAACAUCGUGCUUGCCACCUAUGAGAAGGUGACGCGCCAGAAGAAUCGAUGGAAGUGUCUGUUGCGGCAUGGAGUCACGAGCCUAAAUGGUCGUGACAUACUUUUCUUCAAAGCCAACGGCGAAUUCGAGUUUUAA